GCCUGACGCGCAGAUAGUGGACUCAAUCCAUGACCAAGGAACCCCCAACCGCAAAAACAUAUACUUUCUGUAAAAUGUGAGGUUUCACGACUUAGUGUGAUCAUUUGAAAAUGUAACUACUUAUUUGAAUGUAAUUUCACGCGUUUGUCAUUGUUUCGUUUUUUUUCCUGGAGAUGGGGUGCGCAAUAUCAGGCUUGGUACCAAAACAAGUCGGGGACGUGAUUGACGAUGUCCCCAUUGUGCAGCUAACUGACGAGCACAGGGAGAUAAUCAAAGAGACGUGGAAAGUCAUCCAAGAGAACAUCGCGAAAGUUGGCAUUAUUAUGUUUGUUGGGUUGUUUGAGACCCAUCCAGAAUGCAAAGACGUUUUCUUCCUGUUUCGAGACGUGGAAGACCUGGAGAGGCUGCGGAACAACAAGGAGCUACAAACUCACGGCCUACGGAUAAUGCACUUCAUUGAGAAAAGCGUGGCCAGACUUAAUCAGAUGGAACGACUGGACCAACUGAUCCUAGAUCUGGGCAAAAGCCACUAUCGUUACAACUCCCCUCCGAAGUACUACAUGUACGUGGGGGCAGAGUUUAUUCGAGCCGUCCAGCCAAUCCUGAAGGACAACUGGACCUCAGAAGUGGAGGAGGCUUGGAAGACAUUGUUCCUGUACAUCACCAGUAUCAUGAAGCAAGGCUAUGUGGAAGAGGAGAAGAACCAGAGGAACACCAUGGCCAACACCAGGAGAGAGAGACCAGAGAAGAGGCUCAAUGUCAUCUAGGAGCAGCCUACUCUCCAGUCAACUUGUACAGUGAAUUCGGGAAGUAUUCACAUCCCUGGCCUUUUUCCACAUUGUGUUUCGUUACAGCCUUAUUCUACAAUGGAUGAAAUAAAUAAAAACACAUCAAUCUGCAAACAAUAACCCAUAAGGACAAGGCAGAAACCGGUUUAGAACUUUGAAAAUGUAUUUAAUAAAACAGAAAUACCUUUACAUAAGUAUUCAGACCCUUUGCUACGAGACUCGAAAUUGAGCUCAGGUGCAUCCUGUUUCCAUUGAUCAUCCUUGAGAUGCUUCUACAAAUUGAAGUCCACCUGUGGUACAUUCAAUUGAUUGGACAUGAUUUGGAAAGACACACACCUGUCUAUAUAAGUUCCCACAGUUGACAGUGCAUGUCAGAGCAAAAACCAAGCCAUGAGGUCGAAGGAAUUGUCCGUUGAGCUCCGAGACAGGACUGUCCUUAGGCACAGAUCUGGGGAAGGGUACCAAAAAAGCUUUAAAGGUCCCCAAGAACACAGUGGCCUCCAUCAUUCUUUAAUGGAAGAAGUUUGGAACCACCAGGAUUCUUUGUAGAGAUGACUGCCCGGCCAAACUGAGCAAUCGGGGGAGAAGGGCCUUAGUCUGGGAGGUGACCAAGAAACCUGAUGGUCACUCUGACAGAGCUCCAGAGUUCCUCUGUGGAGAUGGGAGAACCUUCCAGAAGGACAACCAUCUCUGCAGCACCUUAAAGGCACCUUAAAGCAAGCUUCUCUGGUCUGAUGAAACCAAGCAUGUCUGGAGGAAACCUGGCAACAUCCCUACGGUGAAGCAUGAUAGUGACAGCAUCGUGCUGUGGUUAUUUUUUCAGCGGUAGAGACUGGAUGACUAGCCAGGAUCGAGGGAAAGAUGAACGGAGCAAAGUACAGAGAGAUCCUUGAUGAAAACCUGCUCCAGAGCGCUCAGGACCUCAAGACUGGGGCGAAGGUUCGCCUUCCAACAGGACAACAACCCUAAGCACACACAAGUCUCUGAUUGUCCUUGAGUGGUUCAGCCAGAGCCCGGACUUGAACCCAAUCGAACAUCUGUGGAGACACGUGAAAAUAGCUGUGCAGCAACGUUCCCCAUCCAACCUGACAGAGCUUGAGAGGAUCUGCAGAGAGGAAUGGGAGAAACUCCCCAAAUACAGCUGUGCAAGCUUGUAGUGUCAUAACCAAGAACAAGGGUGUAAUUGCUGCCAAAGGUGCUUCAACAAAGUACUGAGUAAAGGGUCUGAAUACUUAUGUAAAUGUGUUUUUUUUAUAUAUUUUUUUAUAAAUUUGCAAAACAUUCUAUGGGCUAUUGUGUGUAGAUUGAUGAGGGUGGAAAAAACGAUUGAAUCCAUUUUAAAACAAAGCUGUAAAGUAACAAAAAGUCAAGGGGUCUGAAUACUUUCCGAAUGCACUGUAUAUGGAUUCAUUAAGACUCAAGUAAAGCAUAGGCCAACGCUACCAGGGUCGUAUUCAUUAGGGCAUCCAACAGAAAAUGUUUUGAAAUGUUUCGCAAUGAAAAAUUAAAAUGAGUGUUUCCUAUUGGACAAGUCCCAGGAAAUCCCUGCAUAUUUCAGUCCGUUUUCUUCCAUUUUCUGCCUAAUGAAUAUUACCCAGAUGUCUGCUAGAUGGUGCGUUCAAGACAACUGGGAAUGAAUAAAAAACAAGCUCAGACUGGGAAAAUUUGUGACGUCAGUGAUCUUCAGGUUGGAGAAGUCAGAGCUCUAUGAUGAUAAUUCCGAUUGGAUGCCUUGGGUGUCUGAGAGAUUAUAGCCUCUAAUUAUUUAACCAUGAAUGUGCACUUUUCAAAAUAUAUCUCCAGUCAACGUUGUUGCUAGCACGUGCACCAAAAUAUAGAGUACCCUCUGGGUUAACUUGGUUUGAGUUUACGAAAACAGAUUUAAUACGACUACGAGUGUCAUCCCAGAUGAGGAAUUAGACACUAUUUCGGAGCACGUGUAAUGUUUGCCAAAGUACAAAGUAAUUACACACGCACUCUACACACACACACACACAUGGAUUUUGUAUUGUAGAUAUGUGAUAGUAGAGUAGUGGCAUGAGGGCACCCACUUAAUGUGUUGUGAAAAGUGUUAUGAAAUGUAAAUGUCAUGUAAUAUUUGUAAUUGUAUAGAACUGCCUUAAUGUUGCUGCACCCCAGGAAGAGAAUGGGAUCCUUAAUCAAUACAAAUCACUAGUUGUUACACAGGAGUUAGCUAGUUAAAAUGAAGUGUAUCUUGAGGAGUAAUCACUUGUAAUUAAUGUGUACGUAUACAGUACAUUAGCCGUUCUGACAACCUUGCCAUCAUUUUUUACCUUUCUGGAAGUGCCAUCCAAGUCAGACAAACACACUAGUGCACCAUAGAGUACAUUAUUUUCUUUAGAACUAUAGAGGAGGAGAAGUAAAAGUAGAAAACUACUUAAGUAGUGCCUAAAGAUUUGUGUAAUUUCAGCCAGUAGUUUUGAAAGUGCUCAGGAGCCAAAAAGUGGUUCCCGUUAUUUGUGCCCUACGUCAUCAAAUUGUGCCCUACGUCAUCAAUGUCGUAUAUGUUACGUCCUGCAAAAAAUAAAUAAUAAUAAUUGUGUUUGUGCAAUGAGUAUAAGUCAUAAAUCCAAUUUGUGCUAUACUGUAUGUUAUACAUUUGUUGUGCUUAAGAUCCUGUAGUGCAUUUUUAUGUCCCCGGUACUUUAGUUUACACCACUGCCGAUAGCAUCCAAACACCAUGUUGCAGCCUGCAUAAACAUGAUAUGCGUUA
This is a messenger RNA of Oncorhynchus masou masou (cherry salmon), 3522 nucleotides long. Its product is annotated as neuroglobin-like. Gene Ontology annotation, biological process: response to hypoxia; oxygen transport. Gene Ontology annotation, molecular function: oxygen carrier activity; oxygen binding; heme binding. The transcript has 5 exons. Lineage: Eukaryota; Metazoa; Chordata; Actinopteri; Salmoniformes; Salmonidae. The record is from RefSeq and is a predicted model, not a curated record. The coding region runs from base 174 to 767 and encodes 197 amino acids.